Xiphophorus couchianus (Monterrey platyfish) is the source of this 1909-nucleotide messenger RNA. Its product is annotated as sperm-associated antigen 4 protein-like. Lineage: Eukaryota; Metazoa; Chordata; Actinopteri; Cyprinodontiformes; Poeciliidae. The transcript has 10 exons. Gene Ontology annotation, molecular function: protein-membrane adaptor activity. Gene Ontology annotation, cellular component: nuclear envelope; meiotic nuclear membrane microtubule tethering complex. The record is from RefSeq and is a predicted model, not a curated record. The coding region runs from base 1 to 1311 and encodes 436 amino acids.
AUGGCUGCAGCAUUCCUCCACACCUACGCAGGAACCUUCUAUGACCCCAAAGGCGACGAAGCCAACGGCCAUAGAGACCCCUUGAUGCAGGCCACCUGCGAGAUCCUGGGACCCCUAUGGUUUCUGAUGCCGGAGCGAGGGCUGGAACCCCCAGAGCUGAAGCGAGGAGAUCCUCUGGAACAACAGACACGACCAGCGGGACAGGACCUCACUGAUCCUCCGACUGACAGUCUGCCAUCCAUCCAUCCAUUUUCUAACAACCAUGUCCCUGGUGGGGUCGGGAGAGAAGAGACACGUCCAAGAGUUCAAGAGACUUUUACUACAUUUCAACUGAAAUACUGUAAAAAUACAAGAAUGAAACACAUUUUGAGAAGAAGUGUUCGACUGGUGCUAAAUGGUUACUAUGGAGCUGAUGGAAAACCAACGAUCUCUUAUCAUGAGACCAGCAUCAGGAAGUGGACAUACCGUCGGUAUAACCACGCAGCAACAAAAGAGACGUCUUCAGGAAACAUCAGCUGCAGCAGCAGCAGCAGCAGCAGCUGCAGCAAUGAGGACCUAUUGAAGUUCACGCUGAAACGUUGUUUUGUCAGCGUCAUAUUUCUUGUCUUGUUUUAUGGAUUUGCCUGCAUUAUUGCUCCUCUUUCCAUGGACCCUCUGGUUUCUUCACCCCCCACCAUAAACACAGUUUCGGUCCCAGGAUGUGAAGAUAAAGGAAGACAAAUACAGGAAGUGAAGGAUGUACUGAUAGUCCUGCAGAAUAAGAUGGACUACCUUCUUCCAUCGGCAGAUUUGUUGCCCAACUUUGCUCUGAAAUCACAAGGAGCAAAGGUUUUACAGUGGAGGCCAUUAGCCGCACAUCCUGGCCAACUACAAAGAUGCGGUUGGUUUGGGUUUGCACUAGAAGAGCCAUUUAUCCACCCAGACAUUGUCAUCCAGGGGAGGACUCACCUAAAUCCAGGAGAGUGCUGGGCUUUUGAAGGUUCCCAGGGACAUUUAGCCAUCGCCCUGUCCCACAGAGUCCUUAUCAGUCACGUCACCUUGGGUCACCUGCCUAAAAUGUUGUCCCCGACUGGUAACAUCUGGAGUGCUCCCAAGGAGUUUUCUGUCUAUGGAAUGAGGGAACCUGAACAGGAGUGGACUCACCUGGGAACUUUUAUCUAUGAGCAGGAUGGAGAUUCGCUUCAGACCUUUGAGCUACCGAGCCAUGAAAAAAUGGCCUUUAGCUCCAUAAAGCUACAGAUAAACAGUAACUGGGGCCACACAAAGUACACCUGCCUCUACAACGUCAGAGUCCACGGAGAGAUCGCUUAAUGAAGAGGUGGAGAAAGAGGAUGGAUAGAGGGUAAGUAUGGACAGAGGUAAGUUUUGAGACUCAAAUUAUUACAUUUCUUUUGGAAAAUUGUUAUUUUUCAAAAUGCCUGCCAAUUAAUUAAAUUAAUUGACAGACAAGUUUUUCUACCCACAAAAACCUUUGUGAGUAGAAAACAAUCAUUUGUUAAUGGGUAAAAAUUAGAAGCAGAAGAAAGAAUUAGGGUACAAAACAGGGGUUUAAAAUUUCAACAGUGUAGACAUCCAUUUCAUUCAUACAUAUUUUGCAUAUCUGGACUACAUGUGCCUGCAUUUUAUUAUAACUACAACUAAAUUAUAGAUAUGUAGGCAUGCACCUCAUGUGGUCGCCGGGGCAGAAACGCGGGCAUGGAGGAGUUUGAAGACUUCAUGGAGAACAACUUCCCUAUGGCUUCAAGGUGAUUCUGGGCCACCACCUGGCAUCUCAGAAAGAGGAAGUGGUACAGCAGCAGUACUGCUUACAGUGGGGAUGCUGUGCUGCUGACCUCAGCUUGGGACAGUGUGGGUUGGUGGGCAGAAUACUUUGACGGUCUUAUCAAUCCCCUUAGUGCAUGUCUUCAAA